UCUUAUUCCUCUGAACGUCUUUAGAUUGUGGUAAUAUAUCGGUGAUUUGAUUUUGUUUUGUCGGAAACUGUUAUCGGUUUGUGGGAAUCCCUCUCCGGUGUGUCUGUUUGUCUCGGAAUCUACAGAUUCUAUAGGUUUCUUACGUAACAAGUCACUAUACUGUGGGAAAAUAUCCCGAAAAAUGGAUCUCCUUCACUUGUAAUCAUUGUGAAGAAGAAACGACAGGCCAAUAUUCAACAAUGGGAACUCCGGUAAAUAUGAUUGUAGGUUCUCAUGUUUGGGUUGAAGAAGACUCAGACGUGGCUUGGAUUGAUGGUGAGGUUGAACAGCUCACUGGAGAAGAAGUUGUGAUCCAAGCCACAACUGGAAAGAAGAUCACUGCAAAGUUGUCAAAGAUAUACCCAAAGGAUGUGGAAGCUCCUGCAGGUGGUGUUGAUGACUUGACAAAGCUGUCUUACCUGCACGAACCUGGUGUCCUUCAGAACUUAAAGAUCAGAUAUGAACUUAAUGAGAUCUAUACAUACACAGGAAACAUCGUUAUAGCGAUUAAUCCUUGGCCGUGAGAUAGAUGGAUGGAUGGAAGCUAUAUAUAUAUAUAUAUAUUUUUUUUUUUUUUAUCUUGUUAAUUAUGCUAUAACGAUUUAUAUUUCUUAGUAAGUACAUUGAAAUCUGGUUACAUAAGCGAUUGCUCUAUUGGAGUCUGUAACUUUGGUUGAUGUGUAGAUAUCUCAAAAAACAUGAAUAAAUAUGUAGAGACUAAUGGACAAUAGUCUUUAAUCUCUAAAAAUGAGUGUAAAAUAUAAAUUUUCACAUAAAAUUUUUUGAUGAAACUAUAAGAUAUAAAAAAAAUUGAACCAAUUCAGUAAUUAACAAAUUGAUUGUAAGUUGGAAAUAGAUGAUACAUCUCAAUUUAAUUUCUACUACUUUUAGCAUUACAUUAUCUGGGUCAAUCGCUUCUGUCGAAUACUUAAAUGGCUUCUUUGUAAUAAAAUUUAGAACUCAGGGACUUUGCUAUAAAACACUUGUAAAAGUUUCCCGCGUGUGGGGCCGUUGGUGACGUGGAACAUUUCCCCUCUCGCUUCAUCUUCAUUAAACAAAAGUCAAAAGGUCAACACAGUGGCAUAGUCGUAAAUCCAGCAAACUUAGUCCCUUCUCUUUUUCCUCCUCGCCGGCAAAGUUUCCGUCGUUGCUUCUCUUCACUCCCACCACGAAGAAUCUAAGGGGCGGUGAGGCUUAUCUUCAAAAGCUACACAGAGGUAGCAGUCGUGAGCAGAAUCGCACCAACGAUGCAGUUCCGCCAUCGGAUCAAAAGCGGAUAAACGGUGCUCCGAUUCUUCUUCCGUCCCGGAGACCACUUCUUCGGUGACCUCUUAUGCUCCGAUCUCUGUUACGAAUCGUUCGGAUUACAUAUCC
Messenger RNA from Brassica rapa (field mustard), 1413 nucleotides. Its product is annotated as myosin-11-like. Lineage: Eukaryota; Viridiplantae; Streptophyta; Magnoliopsida; Brassicales; Brassicaceae. Gene Ontology annotation, biological process: pollen tube growth; actin filament organization. Gene Ontology annotation, molecular function: actin filament binding; ATP binding; microfilament motor activity. The record is from RefSeq and is a predicted model, not a curated record. Gene Ontology annotation, cellular component: myosin complex; membrane; cytoplasm.